This is a messenger RNA of Rosa chinensis, 1439 nucleotides long. Its product is annotated as G-type lectin S-receptor-like serine/threonine-protein kinase CES101. NCBI's taxonomy places the organism in Eukaryota, Viridiplantae, Streptophyta, Magnoliopsida, Rosales, Rosaceae. The coding region runs from base 1 to 1245 and encodes 414 amino acids. The transcript is spliced from 2 exons. The record is from RefSeq and is a predicted model, not a curated record.
AUGGUUAAUGUGAUGAUCAUGGUUGCUGGUUUUCAAGAUUAUCAGGAGAGAGGAAAGUACCUUCUGAUCAUUAGCCAUGGGUUUAGGUUUGAUCAACUCUUCAUUUUUUUCCUGAUCAUUCUUUCAAGCUUGUGGAGUUGUCAUGUUGCUGCAGCAGACAAUAUUGGGGACACACUCGAAAUUGGCGACACUCUCAAUUCCUCAAGUGCUUUAGUUUCUGCCUCCGGGAAGUUCAAUUUGCUUUUCUUGCCAAACGCUUCAAAUUCCAACUACAGCUAUCUAAAUAUCAGGCGGCCAAAUGGAAUUGGUGCAAAUAAGGCGUGGGUUGGCAACCGAGACUCGCCUGUUUUAUACCCUUUUGGAGUUCUUACCUUGGACUCCAACAACACAUUAAAAAUCAUUACAAACAAUGAAGGUGGCGGUGGCGAUCCUCCUAUAGUGCUUGGCUCUGCGCCAAAAAGUAGUAGUAAUGUUGUGGCUACUUUGUUGGAUUCUGGGAAUUUUAUCCUGCAAGAGCUGAACUCUGAUGGAUCAACAAAGCAGGUGUGGUGGCAGAGUUUUGAUUAUCCAACAGACACCUUUUUACCAGGCAUGAAGUUAGGUGUCAACCAUAGCAAUGGGCACAUUUGGUCUCUUACGUCAUGGACUGACUUCUUCUAUCCACUGUCUGGGCCUUUCACCCUUGGUUGGGACCCAAAUGGUCGCCAAUUGGAAAUUCGUGGACGAGGGGUGGUUUAUUGGAGAAGCGGAAACUACAACACAAGUAGUAAUAGAUUUGAAUUUAUCAUACCGGAUCAAAGGCUUAUGUUCAAUUAUAGCAUUGUUUCAAAUGAGAAGGAAGAGUACCUCACUUACACAGCCAGUGAUGAUGAUCAAAAUGGUUAUUUAGCAGAAUGGAUGCUGAACUUCGAUGGCAGACUCUUUAAUUAUUAUGGAUCAGCACUUGACAUUGCACGAGCAGAUGAAUGUGGCAAUAACACUGAUGGACUAGGGUGCCAGACAAAUGAUCAGCUAACUGAUUCUUGUAGGGCGGAGGGUGGCCAACAAUUUCAGCAAAAAAAGGGUUACUUUAAACCAAUCAUCUUGAGUUCCACUUCAAGAUGCCCGUACUGGCUUAAGGAUGUUUCAAAUACAACCUCUAAUAUUACUAGUACUGAUUGUGAGGACACUUGCAGGCAAAACUGUGACUGCCUUGGAUUCGAUUUUCUAUCUCUGUAUCCAACUGGAUGCCGAUUUUGGAGUUAAGAUUGUGAAUUCCUUGAAGACCUCGAUCAACCGGGUACUGCAAGUAGUUUUGUAAGAUCAAUGGCACCAAAAUCAUCACCCAGCAACAAUAGUGCAACAAGUAAAUGGAGUUGGAUUGGGGCGGCUAUUACUGCCACUCUUGUGGUAAUAGCCUUUUGCAUCUUGUGUCAUCUACGAAGAAGAAGAAAAUCAGA